Cylindrotheca closterium is the source of this 384-nucleotide messenger RNA. The record is from the annotation of a GenBank genome assembly. Lineage: Eukaryota; Bacillariophyta; Bacillariophyceae; Bacillariales; Bacillariaceae.
AUGCAUGGCCAAAAUUUUGUUCAUGGGGAUCUGCUACCUCGUAACGUGAUAUUUACCAAUGACGAAGGAUGCAAUGACAAAGGAUAUUUGAUAGACUUUGACCUCACAAGAGAGGUACUUGGAAAAGGCGAAACAUAUGUCAUGGGCUACAACUACAUUGACUUUGUUGCUUUUCGACACCCAGACGCAGUGGCGGGAAAGCAAAUGGCUAAGGAACAUGAUAUUCAUUCCCUUCGGAUGAUGAGCAGAUAUUUUUUUAACAUAAGCGACGAUCGGCUCGAUGAAUGCAAUAUUGGUGAACUCAUUGCUUGGUUUAGCAAGAAUACGGAGUCAGCACAAAACGUUUGCGACAACCAAGCAAGUGGUAGCCCAGAUCGACCAUAA